UCGUAGCUGGGAAUCGAAGCUUUCUGCAGCGACUAUUGAACAUCAUAAUAAAUUCGACAAAAUGGCCAAACGCAAGAGACAAGCUAUCGCUCAAAACGAGCCUGCUUCUGAGCCUUCGAUCAAGAAGAAGGCAAAGGGUGCUCAAGUUCUUAAGGAAAAGCCUGUGAAGGCAAAGACUUCAGCGCUGAAGAAGUCUACUACUACCUCGAAACCUUCGAAUGCGCCCGAGACUAUCCAGAUCGUUGUCGGCUCCUACGACCGAAUUCUUCACGGAUUGACAGUGACGGUUGGAGGAAAGGAGAAGGCUGAAUUCGCCGACACAUUCCUUUUCAAUGCUCAUACCUCGGCGAUUCGCUGCGUCGCUGCGUCGCCCAUUUCAGCGCCCGUUCCUGGACAGACACAAAAGGUCAUGCUUGCCUCUGGUAGCACUGAUGAGCGGGUAAACGUCUACAACUUGUCGGCGCAUCCCCCCAGCCGAAAGAACCAGGAGAUCCUGGCCAAGGUCGCUCCCCGACCAAUUCUCGAGAACCCCAAGAACCGAGAGGUUGGCACACUGCUUCAUCACUCUUCGACUGUGACAUCGCUAUGCUUCCCUACACGCUCAAAGCUACUAUCAUCGAGCGAAGACUCUACAAUUGCGGUCACACGAACACGGGAUUGGUCUUUACUUAGCAACAUCAAGGCACCUAUUCCUAAGCCUCAAGGCCGUCCUAGCGGCGACACAGCGCCUUUCGGUGGUACACCUUCUGGCGUCAACGAUUUUGCCAUCCACCCCAGUAUGAAGCUUAUGAUUAGCGUCAGCAAGGGCGAGCGAUCAAUGCGAUUGUGGAACUUGGUGACUGGAAAGAAGGCUGGAGUGUUGAACUUUAGCAAAGACAUGCUGCAGGAGGCUGGUGAGGGAAAGCAUUCUACUGGAGAGGGCCGAAGAGUUGUUUGGGGAAGCGUUGAUGGAGCAGAUGAGUUCGCGGUUGGAUUUGACCGGGAUAUUGUUGCAUUUGGCAUGGACAGUGUACCCAAAUGCAGGAUUAUGGGAUCAAUCCGAACAAAGGUGCACCAGUUCUUCUACGUUGCACUUGACAAGGAAGGGGAUGCGACACUAUUGGCGGUUGCUACAGAGGACGGCCGCAUCCUAUUCUUCUCAACUAAGGAAUCGGACCUUACACAACCGGAGUCGGAGGACAAGAAGCUCCCGACAGCCAAGUUGAUGGGUCAAAUCGGCGGAAAAGCCGGCGGAGUUGAGGGCCGAAUCAAGGACUUUGUGGUGGUGCCGAGUGCGGAGGACGACUCGACGCUGUACGUAGCUGGCGGGAGCAGUGAUGGACGGGUCCGCGUUUGGCGGGUGGGCGUACCGGAGCUGCAGGGUAGCGACAAGGCAGAGGAGGGCAAGGGAGAGUUGUUGGGGACGUAUGAGACGCAAAACAGAAUCACAUGCAUGACGGCGUUUAUGAUGAUACCCCGGCCAGAGGGAGUUGAGGAGAGUGAGGAUGAGCUGGAAGAUGAGGAUGAAGAGGAGAGUGAUAGCGAUGAAGAGUAAAACAGGGUGUUAAAAAUGCAUGCAUGCAUGCAUGUUAUUGGUUGGAUAUUUGCGUUUGUUGUGAUAUACAGUGGUAGCUAGCAAUCUAUUAACUAAUGUCAGAUAUGCAAUGAAU
Fusarium verticillioides 7600 is the source of this 1649-nucleotide messenger RNA. RefSeq lists its product as hypothetical. The record is from RefSeq and is a predicted model, not a curated record. The coding region runs from base 62 to 1534 and encodes 490 amino acids. Lineage: Eukaryota; Fungi; Ascomycota; Sordariomycetes; Hypocreales; Nectriaceae. Gene Ontology annotation, molecular function: protein binding. The transcript has a single exon.